This is a messenger RNA of Betta splendens (Siamese fighting fish), 4026 nucleotides long. Its product is annotated as protocadherin beta-15-like. The record is from RefSeq and is a predicted model, not a curated record. Gene Ontology annotation, biological process: homophilic cell-cell adhesion. Gene Ontology annotation, cellular component: plasma membrane. Gene Ontology annotation, molecular function: calcium ion binding. The coding region runs from base 1413 to 3854 and encodes 813 amino acids. The transcript has a single exon. NCBI's taxonomy places the organism in Eukaryota, Metazoa, Chordata, Actinopteri, Anabantiformes, Osphronemidae.
AAGCAGUGCAGUAAACGGUCUUUGCUAGGCUUGUUCACUUCUGUGUGAAUUGGCAAUGUCAGCAAUUGUACACAGGCUGACGGCUGGUUACUUCUAACAGUUUUUUUUUAUUUCAGUGUCUGCGUUUGUUGUGGCCUAUCGUUUUGUAGAUGCUGAAUUUGACGUCACAGUUUUCUGUCGCUCUCCUUACAGGAACAUCAAUUUACCAUAUGAUCAAAUGCACACAAUUGCUAUAUAAAAAUUUGCCUUCUCUAAUUACAUCAUAUCACUGUAUUUUUAUGAUGAUAUGAUGGGUUAAAUUGUCCUUAAUUUGCCCUCUUUCUGUAACAACUCAAUCCAAUAGUUUUUUUUGACUCUAUCUAACUAAGGACAAUAUAUUUUUGCAUGGAACUCCAUGUACAAAUAGUUGCUGGCUUUGUGUGUGUCUCUGUCCUUGGUAGCAAGCAGCUUGUUUCUUCAUCAGAGACAAUUCACACUUUUUGCACUGUCCUGACAUUCAUGGUGAAUAACUAGAUGUAGGAUAAUGAUAUAACUUUUAGGAGUCAUGUGCUUUUAACAGCAAACAGUGAGGGUGAAAUUAAACUGCACAGCUCUUGAUUUGUCCUUUUUAAAUACCCUGAAAUGCCUGAUAUUUGAUCACCAGGGGCUGGUUUACCUGUUAGCACGUGUCGUACAUAAAUGGACAGAUUCAGACAUGCUUGAGCUUUGCUGGUGGCUGUUCCUGCUUUGAAUUGCUGCUUAUGGUUACUUGAUUCCACCUAUGCAGAUGUGUUUAUUUUCCCCUCUCAUUCCUUUCCACAUCCUUUUUUCUCUCUGUUUCAUUUAUUCUGAGCAGAAUUUUGUUUUUAUGUGUUGGACCUUUUCAUGCUAUCUUUUCAAGGUUUUAACAGAUUGGGUUUUUAAUUAAGGGACACAAUCUGUUUUCCUUCGUGUGCUUUUGUUCUUCCCUUUUUAUUUAUUUCUAAGUUUUUGUGCUAUUGUCAAAUGUAAAUUUCCUUCAUUAUUAGACUGGUGAACAAUACGAUGGUUUACAGAGGUCAUAGUGUUGUUUUGGUGACCAAGCCAUCAUAACAAUUGAACAAAAUGUUUUUUAUACCAGUACUGCUUUAACGUUUUAUAUAUUUUAUUAUGAUUGAUCAUUAUGGAGAACAACGGCAAUAUUAAUAUUAGCUUUUGUGUGCAGCUGGCGAUGUUGUAAUUUUGCUCACGGUGUCGCCAUUUGCCAGUUUAUGGAAAGGAUUUCCACUCCACCCUCUUUUGUGUAGACUAUUUUUCAGCUGCCAUUGCUCUUUUUAUUCAACCAGAGUCGAUCGGGAAGGCUGUCGCUUAUAUUUUGGUUUUUACCUACAUACAGUAUAAUUAUCACUGGAUCUGAACUCGCACCACACUCUAUUCCUGGAGGUUUUGCCAAGAUGCGUCUUCAAACGUUCUACCUCGCUCUCUUCUCUUUGUGUCAUGUCGCGAAUGGGGACGUGAACUAUUCAUUUCAGGAGGAAAUUAAACGCGGAUCACGGAUUGGGAAUAUAGCGAAGGAUCUGAACCUGGACUCUAGCAGACUGUCUUUGAGAAAGGCCCGUAUUGAUGCCGCAGGGAAUCGGAAACGAUACUGUGACAUAAACCUAAGUACUGGAGAUUUAAUUGUUGCCGAAAGGAUUGAUCGAGAGGAGCUCUGUGGAGAAAAGCUGUCCUGUGUAAUAAAACGCGACCUAGUCCUGGAGAAUCCUCUGGAGCUGUACCCUUUUAGUCUGCAUGUUCAAGAUAUUAAUGAUAAUUCACCACAAUUUAAUGAUGAGACAAUAAAUCUAGAAAUUCAAGAGUCCGCAGUCAGGGGAGCUCGUUUUGUGAUCGAAGAGGCGCAGGAUGCGGAUGUAGGACAGAAUUCAGUUCAGCAGUACAGCCUCCAAAAGAAUGAGAAUUUUGUGUUGGCCACUAAUGGAAACACAAUUCAGCUCGUUCUUGAUAAAGAGCUUGAUCGUGAAAAACAACAGGACAUUGAUCUGAUCCUUACGGCUCUAGAUGGUGGCUCCCCUCAGAGAUCAGGCACCGUAGUUAUACACGUCACUGUGCUGGAUGCUAAUGAUAAUGUACCAGUGUUUAGUCAGAGCGUUUAUAAAGCAAAUCUGCCUGAAAACUCUCCUGUAGAUACUGUGGUAGUGACAGUGAGUGCAACUGAUGCAGACGAGGGAGUGAAUGGAGACGUGACUUAUGACUUUGGACAUGUUUCAGAGGAUGUUAGGAAAAUAUUCAGCAUUGACCGUAAAAGUGGAAACAUAAAAUUAAUUGGAGCAAUUGACUUUGAAUCCGUUGCAACAUAUGAUUUGCGCAUUAAAGCAAAGGAUGGUCUAGGAUUGUCCUCAUAUGCAAAAGUAACAGUGGAUGUCACUGACGUUAACGACAACGACCCUGUAAUAUCUGUUAAAUCUCUGACAAGUUUAGUACCUGAGAAUGUUUUACCUGGUACCGAGGUGGGCAUCAUUAACGUUCAGGACCCAGAUGCUGAUGGUAAUCAACAGGUUCGCUGCUCCAUCCAGCAAAAUGUCCCAUUCAAAUUAGUUCCUUCCAUUAAAAACUAUUACUCUCUGGUGACCACAGGACAACUGGACCGUGAACUAGUGUCUGAUUACAACAUUACCAUCAGUGCCACUGACGAGGGUUCUCCUCCUCUGUCCUCCUCUAAAACCGUUCACUUAUCUGUAGCCGACGUCAACGACAACCCACCUGUGUUUGAGGAACAGUCGUACAGCGCAUAUGUGAGUGAAAACAACAAACCUGGCUCCACCUUAUGUUCCGUUGCUGCUCGAGACCCGGACUGGAGACAGAACGGUACCGUGAUCUACUCUCUGUUACCUGCUGAGGUGAACGGUGCCCCGGUGUCGUCCUAUGUGUCAGUGAACGGAGACACGGGGGUGAUCCACGCUGUGAGGUCGUUCGAUUACGAACAGUUCAGGAGUUUUAAAGUGCACGUGAUGGCCAGAGACAACGGUUCUCCUCCUCUCAGCAGCAACGUGACCGUCAGUGUGUUCGUGUCGGAUGUGAACGACAACUCUCCUCAGAUACUGUACCCCGCCCCGGAGGGCAACUCGUUCAUGACCGAGCUGGUCCCCAAAGCUGCACACGGAGGCUCUCUGGUGUCCAAAGUCAUAGCGGUGGACGCGGACUCCGGACAGAACGCCUGGCUGUCCUAUCACAUAGUCAAAUCCACUGAUCCGGGACUUUUCACCAUCGGUGUCCACAGCGGAGAGAUCAGGACGCAGAGGGACGUUUUAGAGUCUGACAGCAUGAAGCAGAACCUCAUUGUGUCGGUGAAAGAUAACGGACAGCCCUCUCUGUCUGCCACCUGUUCCAUGUAUUUACUGAUCUCUGAUAACUUGGCUGAGGUGCCAGAACUGAAGGAUAUUUCUUACGAUGACAAGAAUUCCAAGCUGACGUCGUAUCUGAUCAUUGCUCUGGUGUCCGUGUCCACGUUUUUCCUGACCUUCAUCAUCAUCAUCCUGGGUGUGAGGUUCUGUCGUAGGAGGAAGCCCAGACUGUUGUUUGACGGAGCAGUAGCCAUCCCCAGCGCUUAUCUCCCUCCUAAUUACGCAGAUGUUGACGGCACAGGAACUUUACGCAGCACUUACAACUAUGACGCCUACCUGACAACAGGCUCUAGAACCAGUGACUUUAAGUUCGUGUCAUCCUAUAAUGACAACACGCUGCCUGCUGACCAGACUCUGAGGAAGAGCCCAUCAGACUUUGCUGAUGCUUUUGGAGAUUCGGAUGGUUCUCCUGAGGUAGGCACUUGUCAUGUCACCACUGUAAGAUCUGCUGAACCAGUGAUUUACAGCCUUUCGUGUCGUUCUUCUUUUUAUUAAUUUCGUACAUCGCUUAGUACGCCUUAAAAAUAAGCAGCGCAGUGAACGUUAACUACUAGGCUUCUUCCCUUCUGUGUGAAUUGACAAUAUCAGCAAUUGUACACAGGCUGACGGCUGGUUACUUGUAACAGUUUUCCAAAUUCAGUGUCUGCGUUUGUUGUGGGCUGUCGUU